Labrus bergylta (ballan wrasse) is the source of this 1963-nucleotide messenger RNA. The record is from RefSeq and is a predicted model, not a curated record. NCBI's taxonomy places the organism in Eukaryota, Metazoa, Chordata, Actinopteri, Labriformes, Labridae.
CUUUGGACACCCCUGCUCUAAUGUGUUGUGUUGUUGUUCAUUUAAAUCCAAUAAUUAAAAGAGACAGGAAGUGAAAUGAUCAUCACGACGUCUGCUUGUGUGAAUUAAGUGUGAAUAAACGACAUCUCAUUAACACGCACCCUGCUGCUGCUGUUCUGUUUCCUGCCGAAAAAGAUGCUCUGAUUGUUUCCUGACUCUGUGGGUGAUCCUGAACGCAACAUGUCUGUAACAAGUUAUUUAUGUUUGUAGAUUAAAUAGUGAGUAAUGUUGCUGUGUGACCACUAGAGGGCUCCAGAGGACGUCAUGAUGAAGCCAGAUUAAUGAGGUCUUUAUUUACUUUUUAAGCUUCAGAGGUGAUCUCUGAUUCUUUAUUUUAAUGUUGACAUGUUCACUUAUUCCUCCCAAUCUUACUGUAGAUCAUUUUAUGUAAAAACAUGGUACAUGUAUCCAGGGGCGUGUCCAAACUUUUUAAACUGGUGUGGCCUCCCAGGUUUGUGACUCAUGAGGAGAGCCGGAUGUUCUGGCUCUGCUGAUGAUUUGUUAUGUUGCGAUGCAUAACUGGUUUUGACUUUAUUCUACCUGCUCAGGUGAGACAAAGACGAUGAUCAAUAUGGAGUCCAUCCCGGAUCUGAUCAAGAAGAAGAGAGACGGAAAGGAGCUGUGUGACCAGGAAAUCAAAACUUUCAUCCAGGCCGUGACGAACAAAACCAUUCAGGAAUGUCAGAUCGGGGCCAUGCUGAUGGCAAUCUGGCAGAAGGGGAUGGUCAACACGGAGACCACGACUCUGACCCGAGAGAUGAUGUCAUCGGGGGAGGUGAUGUCAUGGCCAAAGGAGUGGGAGGGGUGUGUAGUUGAUAAACACUCAACAGGAGGGGUGGGAGAUAAAGUCAGUCUGGUGUUAGCGCCGGCGCUAGCUGCCUGUGGAUGCAAGGUGCCUAUGAUCAGUGGGCGGGGCUUAGCUCAUACAGGAGGAACUCUGGAUAAACUGGAAUCAAUCCCGGGAUACAACAUCCACCAAUCAGCGAUAAAGAUUCGGGAGAUCCUGGAAUCGGUGGGCUGUUGCAUUGUGGGUCAGACGGAGAUGUUGGUUCCUGCAGAUCGAGUCCUGUAUGCCCUGCGGGACGCCACCAGCACUGUGGACAGUUUACCCCUGAUUACUGGAUCCAUCAUCUCAAAGAAAGGUGCCGAGUCUCUGUCCGCUCUGGUUCUGGAUGUGAAGUUUGGUCGAGCCGCUCUCUAUAAAGACCUGCAGAGCGCUAAAGAAUUAGCCCAGUCUCUCGUGAAUGCAGGAAAUGGCCUGGGCAUGCGUACACAACACAACAUUCAAACUAAGCCCCGCCUCCUGGGCUCAUCACCACCAGAAGCCACGCCCACUGCAUGCACGCCAAGUUUGGUCAAUUUUGGGGGCGUGUUAUACGUCAUUUGGACAAAUUCAUUAAUCUCUCCGCUUCCUCCUGCAGGUGUUGCCGUGGACUUCGACGGUUUGGUGUUCGCUGAAAUUCUUCACAAAUUGGGGGCGGGGCGAUCAAAGGCCGGAGAACCUGUCAAUCACAGCGUGGGGGCAGAGCUACUGGUGUCACUCGGUCAGAGGGUUGUGAAAGGCGAGCCCUGGCUGCGGCUACACUACGAGGAUCCCGCUCCGACUACAGACCAGAUCAGUCGACUGCAGAGCGCGCUCACUGUGGGGAAAUACGACGACGCACAAACACAACACAAAACGUCAUUAGUGAAGGAACUAAUGCUAAACUGAAUAUCCAGACUCCCUUCAUGUUUGAAUCUUUAAAAUUUUAAUCAAGUAAGAAAUGUUAUGAUUAACAAUUUUAACGGCAGAUUUUAACACAACAAAAGCCCAAAAAUAAUAAAUGUGAAGCUGCAAAACUACAGUUUAAAAGUAUCCUCUAAUGCAGUGGUAUCCAAACAUUUUUUCUUGCGGGCCAAAAUUGUCGUGUUAGAAUCGCUGGCG